GAUUGGUCAAGGAGACUUGUAAAUGAUGGCGGCUGAAAGUGACUUCCGCUGGAUACGAAGAGGAUCGUAAACAAACGAACAUGAUUUGCAAGAACGGUGUUCCUAUUCGCAUUAUGCCCAAUAUUCACGAGGGAGCGUUCAUUGGGGAUACGAGGGAGAUUUCCCAGGCGCUCGAAAGCGGACAGAGCCCUGUGGAAUUUGAUGACACAGGUUCUUCCCCAGUUCACAAAGCUGCUGCCAAUGGUCACCUAGAGGCAUUAAAACUCCUUCUAGAACAUGGUGGAGACAUCAAUCAAUGUGACAUCACAGGCUCCUCCCCUCUGCAUGUGUCUUCGCGUAAUGGACAUCUUACAUGUGUCAAAUAUCUGAUAGAAAAUGGUGCUGAUCACAAGCUCAAGUCCAAGAAGGGAAACACAGCACUGAAUGUUGCAAAGUCUAGUGCUCAGCAAAAAGUGGCUGAGUAUUUGGCAAACUGUGACAGAGACAAGUUUGCCUGAGAAGUGGCUUAACAUGUGCCAAGGAAAUAAUACUAGAUGCUGUUUUAAGAGCUCACGAACACAAAAUUUUAAGAGCUCACCAACACAAAAUACUACAGGCAGCAAAAAUUGAAAAAAUACUCCAGCCCCCUCCACCUUAUCGAAACUUUUACAUCUGCCUCUAACCUUGGCAUAAAUUGAGGCCCUACCCCCAAACCCAAGAAUUUUAGAAAUAUAUAAGGAAAUUACCAGUAAGGAUGUUUCUAUGCCCCCCCUCCCCCAGUAUUCUUAAUGUCCCUGUGCCAUACCCUCUCCCCAUAUCAUAGUCAAACAUUCUUUUCAACAUUCAAUCUGGAUAUUUCCUUCUCAUCCCUUAUCUCAAAAGGUUUAUCAGGCAUGACAUACACAAUGUUGUGCUUGUGGAUGAUUACGAGUCUCAUUAAAAAGGAGUGAGAGGGUUUGGCUUGUCUGACAAUGGCGCUUUUACUUCUACUAUACAUAAGAGAAAUAACCAUCAUAAAAAGGUGUUAAAAGUCUUUACAUCUCGACUUGUGUGACAAAAUGGAGCCAUUUUUAUUGAAGAGUGGUUUAACAAAAUUUACAGCUACAGAACUGAAACAUUUGCAUUCAUUUCCUUGUAACAGUCACAAUCCAGACCAGACUGUUUAUUAAAUGUGAUCAGGGCUGAAAAUAAAGAAACCUUUGUCACAAAUUUAUACCAUUGCUACUGUUGAUGUUCUAUUGAGAGAUAUUCAAGUUCCCUAAUUUUCCUUAUCUCCACUGUUGAAUAAUUGCAUUGUUCCUAGAAAGGUAUUAAAUAUAUAUGUUGCAGUCAAUAAUGAAUGUCAGUCCAAAAUGAAAAUGGACUAGUAAAAAAUGAAACCAAA
Molecule: messenger RNA, 1363 nt
Organism: Nematostella vectensis (starlet sea anemone)
Lineage: Eukaryota; Metazoa; Cnidaria; Anthozoa; Actiniaria; Edwardsiidae
Product: cyclin-dependent kinase 4 inhibitor D
Exons: 4
Coding region: 81-497 (138 amino acids)
Cellular component (GO): nucleus; cytoplasm
Molecular function (GO): protein binding
Source: RefSeq, a predicted model, not a curated record